AUGACAGUAAUCAACCACACCACAGUCCCCUACUUUAUCCUUUUGGGACUGACUGAUUGCCCAGAACUACAGCCUAUAAUCUUCGUGAUGAUUCUGCUGAUCUAUAUCAUCACCCUGAUGGGCAACCUCAGCAUGAUCAUCUUGAUCACAAUUGACUUCCAGCUGCAAACACCCAUGUAUUUCUUCCUUAUUAACUUGUCCAUCGUGGAUCUCUGCUAUUCUUCUGUUUUUAUUCCGAGGAUGCUAGUAAACUUCUCAGUGGAGAAUAAGACUAUUUCUUACUCAGGAUGUCUUGGCCAGCAUUUUUCAUUUGUUGUGUUUGUGACCACGGAAGGAUUUCUGCUGGCUGCAAUGGCUUACGACCGCUAUGUCGCUAUAUGCAGCCCACUGCUUUAUACCACUCUUAUGGCCAGAAGAGUCUGUGUUUGCCUGGCAGUUGGGUCAUAUUUAGGGGGACUCUGUAACUCAUUGGUACAUACUUGUGGCUUACUGCAAUUGUCCUUCUGCGGCCCUAAUACCAUCAACCACUUUUUCUGUGACACAAACCCGCUACUACAACUCAGUUGCUCUGACAACCAUCUCAAUGAGCUGGUGCUUGUAACCCUCUCAGGGAUUGUAGCUAUGUCAACGCUUCUCUUUAUCAUCAUCUCCUACCUCUACAUCCUCUCAUCCAUUUUGAGCAUGGGCUCUGCAAGCAGAUACAAAGCUUUCUCCACCUGUGCCUCCCAUCUGACAGCUGUAACACUCUUCUAUGGGCCCGUGAGUUUGAGUCAUGUGCAGCCCAGUUCAAGAUACUCGCUGGAACAGGAAAAAAUUUCUGCGGUAUUUUACACCCUGGUCAUUCCUAUGCUGAAUCCCCUGAUAUACAGCCUCCGGAACAACGAGGUGAAAAAUGCACUUAGAAGGUUGAUGAAGAGAAAAAAAUGCUGUCCAUCAGCAUGCCUGUCAGCAUAA
Molecule: messenger RNA, 954 nt
Organism: Centrocercus urophasianus (Greater sage-grouse)
Lineage: Eukaryota; Metazoa; Chordata; Aves; Galliformes; Phasianidae
Product: olfactory receptor 1052-like
Exons: 1
Coding region: 1-954 (317 amino acids)
Biological process (GO): sensory perception of smell; G protein-coupled receptor signaling pathway
Cellular component (GO): membrane
Molecular function (GO): olfactory receptor activity; G protein-coupled receptor activity; odorant binding
Source: RefSeq, a predicted model, not a curated record